Messenger RNA from Cavia porcellus (domestic guinea pig), 2739 nucleotides. RefSeq lists its product as uncharacterized. Gene Ontology annotation, biological process: virion assembly; proteolysis. Gene Ontology annotation, molecular function: zinc ion binding; nucleic acid binding; RNA-DNA hybrid ribonuclease activity. NCBI's taxonomy places the organism in Eukaryota, Metazoa, Chordata, Mammalia, Rodentia, Caviidae. The record is from RefSeq and is a predicted model, not a curated record.
AUGGUGGGAUGGCCGCCGGAGGGGACUUUCCACCUGCCCCUCAUCCUAGCGGUUAAGAACAUCAUCUUCAGCCCCGGACAAAGGGGCCACCCUGAUCAGGUCGCUUACACCUUGGUAUGGCAGGACCUCAGGGAGGAACCCCCACCGUGGGUGAAACCCUUUCUUCCCCCUUCUGACUCCUCUAUACCAAAACUCUUAGCUCUGAAAGGACCUCCCGCUUCCGCUCCGGCUCCGGUCCUGCCCGAGUCUCAGCCUGAUCUACCUUUGCUCGACUAUGACCAGCCUCCUCCCUCCCAGCUGACUCAACCUCCUCCGUACCCACUCUCUCCUCCAGCCUCCUCGUCCGGAUCGAGCACUCCUUCUCCUUCAGCACCCUCUUCACCUGAACCGAACCCCUCUUCUCCUCCGAUACCCACGUCCCCUCUGUAUCCCCCGCUCCCUACGAUGGCUUGCUCUGGGUCUACACCUCCGGGGCCCACGGGCACAGCCCAGAACACUCGGAGUAAGCUACGGCCUGAGGACCCAGUCGUUACCCUCCCUCUUCGCCCCUACGGGCCCAUGAUAGAUGACGGGUCAGAUGGAGGGCAGAUGCCCGCUUUACAGUACUGGCCUUUUUCUACCUCAGAUCUCUAUAACUGGAAAAACAAUAACCCUCCUUUCUCUGAUGAUCCGUCUAAGUUAACAGGUUUAAUGGAUUCUAUCAUGUUCUCCCACCAACCCACAUGGGAUGACUGCCAGCAGCUUCUAGGGGUCCUGUUCACCACCGAGGAGAGAGACCGCUUCCUUCUGGAAGCCCGGAAAGCUGUUCCCGGAGAAAAUGGCAGACCCACCCAGAGACCAGAACUGAUUGAUGAUUUCUUUCCCUUAAAACGCCCCAACUGGGACCCCAACUCACCUACCAGUAGGCAGCAUCUUUCUAUCUAUCGCCAGACUCUAAUGGUAGGUCUCCAGGCGGCCGCAAGGUGCCCCACUAAUUUGGCCAAGGUAAGGGAAGUUACCCAAGGGCCUACUGAGACUCCCUCAGUUUUUCUGGAACGCCUGAUGGAAGCUUACUGGCAGUACAUGCCUUUUAACCCUGAAGAAGAAGGCCGACAGGGCUCAAUAGCCAUGACCUUCAUAGGGCAAUCGGCUCCUGAUAUAAGACCUAAGCACCAAAGGCUAGAUGGUCUGCAAGACCUAACUCUGAGGGAUCUUGUUAAGGAAGCUGAAAAAGUCUACUAUAAACGGGAGACAGAAGAGGAAAAAGAGUUAGCUAGAGACAAGAGAUGAAACAAGGAAUUAGCUAAAAUGUUGGCCACAGUUAUUCAGGGAAAACCUGACAGGAAAGGGAAAGCCCACUCGCCCCCCCCAUUAGACCCUGACCAAUGUGCAUAUUGUAAGGAAAAAGGACACCUGAUCAAAGACUGUGAGAAAUUGAGAAACGAGCCAGAAAGGAACGAGAAAAACAAGGACUAGGGACUUCGGGGCUCGGACCCCCUCCCCGAGCUCAGGGUAAUGUUUAAAGUGGAGGGGACUCCCAUAGAAUUCGAGGUCGAUACUGGAGCUGUUUACUCGGCUCUUCAGGCCCCCUUAGGGGCCCUUUCAACUAAGAAAUCUCUAGUUCAAGGGGCUAACGGGAGCAAAUAUCGCUCGUGGACCACCAAGCGCACAGUUGACCUAGGCAAAGGAAAAGUAAAACACUCCUUCCUGGUUAUUCCUGAAUGCCCUGCUCCCCUCCUGGGACGAGACUUAUUAACCAAACUGGGGGCAAAAAUCUCCUUUGAGCCCCAAGGACCUCAGGUGACAUUCCGUAACCCAAAGGUUGGGCAACCCAUGGUUACAGUGUUAUCUCUAAAAUUGGAAGAUGAGUAUAGGCUCUAUGACCACCGAGACCCCCAGCCCAUCACCCCUGCCUGGCUAACUGAUUUUAAAGACUCCUGGGCCGAGACAGCUGGGCUCGGGCUGGCAAUCCAGCAACCGCCUGUAGUGGUCACUCUAAAAGCCACUGCCUCCCCUAUUCGAGUUAAACAAUAUCCCAUUAAUAGAGAAGCUCACCUAGGGAUCAAGGUACACAUACAGAGACUUUUAGACCAAGGGGUAUUGACUCCUUGUUGGUCUGCAUGGAAUACUCUGCUGCUCCCGGUCAAAAAGCCCGGGGCAAAUGACUACAGACCGGUAGAGGACUUGACGGAGGUCAACAGCAGGGUGGAGGACAUUCACACCACCGUACCCAAUCCUUAUAAUCUCCUCAGCGAUAGCCAGCCCUUGUUUGCGUUUGAAUGGACGGACCCCGAGACUGGGUCCACCAGACAAUUGACCUGGACGCGCCUCCCACAGGGCUUCAAAAAUAGCCCGACCAUCUUUGAUGAGGCUCUACACAAGGAUUUAGCCCCCUUUCGGGCUCAACACCCGAACCUCAACCUCCUUCAAUAUGACAAGAUAACUUUUGGACCCCCGGUGACUCUCAACCCGGCGACCCUGCUGCCGGAAGAAGCUCCGGAACCCAUCCUCCAUACCUGCCAGGACAUCUUGGCAGAAGAGGCCGAACGGUAUGCGGGGGCGGCUGUGACUGAUCAUUCCAAUGUUAUCUGGACAGCCAGACUAGAGGACGGGUCCUUGGCCCAAAAGGCCGAACUGAUCGCUUUGACUAAGGCUCUGGAGCUCGCCAAAGGAAAGCGGGCAAACAUUUACACGGAUAGCCGAUAUGCUUUUGCAACGGCCCACAUCCAUGGGGCCAUAUACCGCCAACGGGACUUCUGA